Messenger RNA from Nematolebias whitei (Rio pearlfish), 2091 nucleotides. RefSeq names its product brain specific kinase 146 (gene bsk146). The coding region runs from base 294 to 1592 and encodes 432 amino acids. The transcript is spliced from 5 exons. Lineage: Eukaryota; Metazoa; Chordata; Actinopteri; Cyprinodontiformes; Rivulidae. The record is from RefSeq and is a predicted model, not a curated record. Gene Ontology annotation, molecular function: ATP binding; protein serine/threonine kinase activity. Gene Ontology annotation, biological process: peptidyl-serine phosphorylation; peptidyl-threonine phosphorylation.
GAGAGGACGGAGCGAUGCGGAGACAAUAGGACGCAGCGAGAGCCGCAGGAGGGGGGUCAGAGGCAGGAUGCUCGGCGCCACUUGCAGCGGGACUCAGGUUUUCACCUGGCCUCGGUAUGAGCCCACCUCCACCUGCGAGUCUAGCCGCAGUGUGGGCUGACCGUGGACGCCACAGUCCCCGGAUGGACACCGACUGAAGGUGACACCAGUUGCUAACCACCUCACUGGUCUCGUCUGAGAAUCCGUUUUCUGGAUCCCCCACUACCAGUCCAUCCUUUGAAGCACUCCCCAGCAUGAGCUCCUCUCAAGCCAACAUGGACAUCCUGGAUGAACUGCAGCUGAUCGCUGCUCAAAACCUGGAGAAACUGGAGGUUAACAAGUACUACGAGGUGAUUAGAGAGCUGGGCAAAGGGACCUAUGGCAAGGUGGACCUGGUCAUCCACAAGAUCCGAGGUACAAAAAUGGCUCUGAAGUUCCUGAAGAAAAAGACGACCAAGCUGAAGUCUUUUCUACGAGAGUACAGCAUUUCUCUGUACUUGUCCCCCUGCCCCUUCAUCAUCAACAUGUUCGGCAUUGCCUUCGAGACAGACGACUACUAUGUCUUUGCGCAGGAGUAUGCUCUGGCAGGAGACCUCUUCGAUAUCAUCCCUCCACAGGUUGGUCUUCCUGAGACGGUGGCAAAGCGUUGCGUGCAUCAAGUAGCCAUUGCUCUGGACUAUCUGCACUGUAAGAAGCUGGUUCAUCGGGACAUCAAGCCAGAAAACAUUCUCAUCUUUGACAGAGAGUGCCGCAAAGUCAAGCUGUCUGACUUUGGCAUGACUCGUCGAGCUGGCUCGCCUGUCAAAAGAGUGAGUGGCACCAUCCCCUACACAGCCCCAGAGCUCUGCGACGUGUCCCGCCAUGAAGGAUUCUGCGUGGACUAUAGCACUGACGUUUGGGCGUUCGGUGUACUGCUCUUCUGCAUGCUGACGGGGAACUUCCCCUGGGAGAAGGCGCUCCCCUCCGACUCCUUCUAUCAAGAGUUCGUCCACUGGCAGAGGAGAAGGACGAACACGGUGCCGUCACAGUGGAGGCGCUUCACCGAACAGGCCCUCCGCAUGUUCCGCCGGUUGCUCUCGGUCGAGCAGGACCGCCGCUGCUCUGUGAAAGAGGUGUUCGGCUACUUCAGCCACUCCUGGAUGCUGGACGCAGAGAACGAUAACAACGGUAACACAGCAGGAGCAGGCGGUGGAAGGGAGAUGGUCGGCAGCAGUAGCAGCGAAGGAGGAAGAGGGAACGCACAAGGAGAUAUGGAGGGCACCAGCUCGGUGUCUUCAUCUGGUGAGGAAGACGAAGAGCUCCUGGUGGAGAGGAUGAAGCAGCAGACUCUGUCACCUCGCUCCCCUCUGUCGCCCCUGUCCCCCAUGGCAGUGGAGAGGGGCAGCGGUGGAGCCAAAGGAGGCUUGAUCGAACCAGGCGGCGGGCACCAUUUUGUUUCCGUCUCCACUAACAGCUCCGUGUCAUCCACCAACAGCUACGACAGGGUGCCGCGAGAAAACGGUUCCCCAGGGAGCCGCAUGCUGGUGGCCACGCCCAUAGAAAUCUGCGUCUGAGCAUGACUCAUCACUUUUAUACCUCUCAUCCAACCACAGAGAUGUGCAUGCACUGAAAAAAAAGUUAAAGUACUAACAAACGUCUUGGACAGGAAGAGCGUCAGAGGACGGUUUUGUGGAACGCACACAUUCUUCGAUCUCCUGAGAAGACAACAAAAGCACGGCCUAAUGAUGAGUCGGUGACUGUUUCAAAUGUGUAGCGACGGUGAAAAUGAUCAUCCAUUACAGUGCGUCACUAAAAGCUUGGGAAAAAGAAAACCAAAAUGCAUUUCUGAAAGCAAUACUUGCAGCAAAAAAAGAAAAAACAAGGAGAAAAAAAGAGUCAGAAUGAUGUGAUUUCAUCUUUUUUUAUUUCUUUUUUUGGAUGAAGACUGAAAAGCAGCCAUGUUUAACGUGACGCGGUGGUUUCAGGUGUAGGAAAAAUGUGUUGGUGUUUGUGUGUGACCCUAACAGACGUGGAUUUAUUUUGCUUUGAGAGUUGUGUUAUUUAUUCAGAUUU